Eurypyga helias (sunbittern) is the source of this 431-nucleotide messenger RNA. It is a transcript of the gene MRPL50, whose product is annotated as mitochondrial ribosomal protein L50. Lineage: Eukaryota; Metazoa; Chordata; Aves; Eurypygiformes; Eurypygidae. The transcript has 2 exons. The record is from RefSeq and is a predicted model, not a curated record. Gene Ontology annotation, cellular component: mitochondrial large ribosomal subunit; mitochondrion. The annotation marks the transcript as partial.
GUGCUUGUGGUGUUGACUACAUUGUGGCAUACGAGCAAGUCAGGAAGGAGAAAAAAGAAGAAGAAGCAGACAAUAUAAUUCAAGAGAAAAGCGAACCCAGCCUGAUCUGUCCCCCACCACGCAGCAGAAACUAUCUUCCUCCAGAGGAUAUACAGUUGUGCCUCGAGUCUCAUGUCAAGGAGAUUUUUGGACCCUCACUUCCUGAUAAUUGGCAGCAGACACCCCUCAAAGAAAACAGGUUGAAGUACCGCCUCCUGGCCCAGCUGGCAGCCGAACUUGGUCACGCUGUCCCCAACUCGCAGCUGCACCUGAUGCGCAGUGCGGAGGAUGUGUUGAGUUUCUAUAGCACUCCUGUGAAGGAUGCGUCCAGAUUGGAUGAGCUGUGCGCCGCAGGGCUGCCCUCCAACCUCAGGAUUAUCUGGGAGCAGUGA